This is a messenger RNA of Paraphaeosphaeria sporulosa, 2034 nucleotides long. RefSeq lists its product as uncharacterized. Lineage: Eukaryota; Fungi; Ascomycota; Dothideomycetes; Pleosporales; Didymosphaeriaceae. The transcript has a single exon. Bases 1 to 2034 code for a protein of 677 amino acids. The record is from RefSeq and is a predicted model, not a curated record.
AUGGACUCAAAGCCGGCAUUCACUUUCAACUCAAGUAGUUGGUCCGGAUCAGGCCUUUUUGGGUCAGAUCAAGGUCCAGCGCCCACCAUCCAACGUACAUCGGACGGCCGCCGCAUUAGAGUCAAAUUACCGUCUUCAACUCAUAUUGUAGGUAUAUCUACCAUUUCAAAAAACGAGAAGCGCCAGAAACUGGAGAACGCUCGCAAUCAACGCCCAUCUUCUUGGUCUAUACACACAUCUGAGAAUGACGAAGAUGAUGAUGGCGACGAUUCGAAUCUCGUCGGAAGUGAAAGCGAAGAGCUGCAGUCAAGUGACAACGAACGUAAGAAGCCGAGAGAUGAUGAUUUCGAUAAUGGAGAAGUGCUCAGCGAUGGAGAUGCAGAAGAAUUGGACGAACAGAUUCCGGAGGAAGAGGUGACCGCUCUUCCCCCGGAAUCCAAGGAGUCUUGUGUGCCUUGUGGGACCCCGCAGAAAGAGGCGCGGACCGACAUUCUUCCAGGAGCAGUUGCACCUGUACUGGACGACAAGGAAGGCACGACAAGAACUUGGUCAAAUGGUGUCGAGGAAGGCGAUACAGCAGGCACGAAAGACAAACCAUCAGAGGCUUGGAACACAUCUUUCGAAUUCCCUCUCCCCGAAUGCCCUCCAUUGAACCUUUCCGAUGAGUUGUUGUUCAAUGAAGUCUUCAAGAUUCAAGAAAUCGACCAAACAUACCACGUAUGUCGAGGUCUCGAUGAACAGCAAGCUCAGUGUACAUCCAAGGUCCCAAGCAGCUACAGCUUCGGCAUCAGAUUCUUACAGAUGUCUCUCGCAAAUGGAGAAAACAUACGCGAAUCCAAAGGCAAAGCUCUCGCGAUGUAUAGUCUGUGUGGCAAACACACGUCGCAGUCAGAGAAUCUUGCACAGGAAUGGAUACGGCUUGCGAAUCUGACCAAACCUGCGCGAAAGUACUGGAUGGAACGACAGAAAUCUCGGUCAGUCGACCGUACAACCUGGCCAAAAUUGUGCGCAGAAUUCGCGGCCGCUGAGGUUCGCCGAGCGCUAGUCCAAGAUCAGGUCGGGCAGAAAGGAUACAUGGAGUCGGAGAAAGUAAUAGACUCGCUGCGGAAGAAGGUCGCCAGUCUCGAGAGUCAGGCCAAUGUACCAUCGAACGACCCACCUAAGAGCAGUCUUACAGAGGUUCCAGAGAAGAUCUCCGCUCUAGAACAACGAGUCGCCAUACUCAUGUCGGAAAAUACGGCAUUCAGAGUAGCCAGAGAGUCCAACGAAAUUGAAUUCGAGAAAGAGAGGGAACGCGCCCAGCGCGACCUCUCGGAUGCGAAGAACCUCUACAAAGAAUCUCAAGAGACCGCCGAGGCGCUUCGCAAAGACAUCGACUCUCUGCAGUCAUAUUUGGAUAGGGCGGAGACCAAAGCAAUUACAUUUAAAGAUUCACUAGAUGCAACGCAAGCUGCGCUGACCAAGACGGAGAACCGCCGCCGAGAGCUUGAGGUUAGACUCGAAGAGAGGAUGGCGCUGGGGACGAAGACAGAAGACCCGCCCGAGACGAAGCUCGAGAAAUAUCUGCGUCAGGAGCUGGAGAGAUCUCAGCGGCAGUCCCUACAGCAGCAGAAAGACUGUGAGAAGAUGAGGGAGGAGCGUGUGCGACUUCAGAUAACGAAUGCGACGCUAGAAAGCCAGGUCAGGCAGAUUGAAGUCGCCAAGGAAGAGCUCAGGCGUGACUCUGAUAAAGAUAGGAAAGAAUUUAAGGAAAAGAAUCUAGAGCUAUUGAGUCAGAUCAAGCACAUCGAAGGAAUUAAGGAGGAGCUCAAGCGUGUGUUCGAAAGAGAGGCUAAAGAGCUGAACGAAAAGAAUGCAUACCUUUCGAGUCAAUUGCAGAAUGCUAGGGCCCACUUUGAGCAGCUGAAGGAAGUUUUGCCAGACAUGGAGAAGGAGAACAAGGGAGAGGCGUCGAAGUCGAAGUUCAGUCUGAGGGAUAUCUACAGGAGGCCAAAGAACGAACCUUCCAGGCCGCAGACAACGUCCAGUAAUUAG